CUUGACAUCAACGCACGGCUAAUUUUAGGGCAGUCGUGGUUGAGUCAACAAUUGUGACAGAGCACUGCGCAAGCUCUUCUGGCUGUGGCUGGGGUGUGUAGUAUGACGUUUCUAUCGCGCUGCAUGAACCGACCGCGGUCGACGGCACCGUGGAGCGCCAUGAUGCGUACCAAGCUGUCUCUGUGUCCGUCGAGGAGCGCUGCAAAGAGUGGCAGGAGCGGAGCACGAUCCACCGACCUCGUCAUCUUUGUCGGAUUGUGGUACAUCGUGAGCCUCUUGGCUCUGUGGGCCAACAAGUUCCUCGUGACGACCGUCGAAGUCAACACGAGUGUGCUGUCAUUCAUGCAGGUCGCCAUGUCAGUGGUCUGUGGCGUGUUGGUCGAAGUACGAGGGGUGGGGACAGAAAAAUUUGCGAACGAUCUCUAUCGAGCCUUUGCUUGGCCGUCAUCGUCCAAGCAAGACGACCAGGCGCUGCCAAGAUCGCGACUCAAGGACAUGGCGACUCUGGGCUGCGUGCGCAUAAUCAACAUCGUGUUGGACUUGGUAGCGCUCAAGUACAUUUCUGUCUCCCUUGCCCAAACGAUUAAGUCGUCGGCGCCAUUCUUCACCGUCGCGCUCACGUACGCCGUGCUGGGCAAACCCACGACGUGGGCUGUGAGCCUGACCCUCGUUCCCAUUAUGCUUGGCUUGGCGUGCUGUAGCUUUUCAGCGGUCGGUGUCGUGAGUUCCAUCGGGAUCCUCGCCGCGCUCAGUGCCAAUUGCACCGAUUGCUUUCAGAACGUCGUGUCCAAGAAGCUGCUCACGUCCAACUCGUACUCAAUAACUCAGCUCCAGUUGUACUCGAGUAUUGUUGCUGCGACGCUGCAGGCGGCGCUUCACGUGGCGUUCCGCGCGGCCACCGACCCGUCCGCGGCAUCACCAUCGUCAUCACUUGGCGAUGGCCGACGCGUGUUUGUCCUGUCGUGCCUUGUGGUGAAUGGCGUGGCGUACUAUGUGCAAAGCGCCCUGGCAUACCGCGUGAUGAGUCUGCUGUCGCCAGUCUCCCACAGUGUCGUGAGUACUCUCAAGCGCGCGUUGCUCAUUAUGGUGUCCAUCUACCGAUAUGGCGAAUCCGUCACGGCGGCGAAUUAUGUCGGCAUUUCCCUCGUCCUGGGCGGCGUAUACCUGUUCAACCACGCAUCCAACCAAGGCACGACCCACGAUUUCCAAGCAGACAACAGCGCCACGACCAGCGACGGGCGCGCCGUCGUCAAACAGUCCACUACAAACCGCCAUUUGAAUGUGAUUGCUAUCGUUUGAACCAAUACGCCACAGCAUCGCUCCUAUCCCGUGUACGCUCUAGUCGCGCCAUCCGUGCAUGUCGUGGACAGUCCAAGUCGAGGAAGACAGUAGUGCGACUCAAUCAAGCUCUGUCUCUCUCUCUCGCCACGACAAUCCUCCACGUAUAGCUCGCGCAGCACAACGCCGCCGCGUUUUUGCACUGCUAACGCGGCGCCAUGCUGGAGCUGGCUGCCAACUCCCGUCGCGGCAACCCGACCCAUGAUGCUCGCCGAUUCCUGCGCGAUUUUUCGCAGUUGAGAUCGCCACGCUUCUUUGUGAUGGAAAGCUUGCUACUUUCUCGAUGUAAACCUGGAUGAUGGAGCAAACGACCCAUCCAGGGACAACUCGAGUCGCGAGGCGCCCUCGGCUUGGAAUCGGGCAGGACCUAGCUUGGAGCUUCACGCCGUUUGAAUGUUCGACCACGUCGGCCGUCCACAGGGCGUUCGGUCGCGCCGCACUCGCACUGAAAGAUGCCGCCCCACACACACGGCACGCAGCGGACAUACCUAUGCCGCAAUAUAGAUCAACUCAUAGUCGGAGCAUCCCGCUGCGUCCUUGUGGUCGAGAAAGAGCUGCCGCAGCUGGUCAAAGUAGUGGGUGUGGAGUUGGUCGACUUGGGCUUGCGUUGGGAUGGCCACUUUGGCCACGGGAAUCGGCGCCCCGACGGCGAUCGUGAGCGGCACGCGGUUCGGGAUCGGCAAGCCCGUCCAUCCAUGCGGGUAGUACGGGCAUGGGAAUGCAAACCGCUUGAUGAACCAUCGCUGCAGUUUGGGCCACCGCACGUUGUCCAGGAUCUCGCCUUCCUGGAAGCUCAGGACGGGCACCAGCGACACCCCGUGCUCGAGGGCUAAGCGCACAAACCCUUUGUGCCCCGUGAACACACGAACUUGGUUUUGCCGCGACCUGGACUCGACCAGCUCGGCUUGCCCCCCCGGGACAACAAACACGGACUGGUGGGUGUUCAACGUGUCGGAAAACGUUUGGCGAGUCACUUCCCGCGCGCCGAGGAUUUGAAUCACAUCUCGCAUGCCGGGGAAGUAGUGGACGACGCUCGCACUCAGCGGGCACGCAAAUACGCCGGGAAACAGCGCACGCCACUGAGACGUGAACUGGAGCCACAUCACGGUCAUCGGGAUGAUGCCGUGCGGGUGGAAGCCAAAGAUGUAUGUGUCGGUCGCGCUCAGCGGCGCCGUGCGUAGCAGGUUGAGGGAAAAGUACCUCGCGGUAGCGUCCAUCAGCGCGCUGCGUUUGUGUAGGAGGGACUUGUCCUGCCGACACCCCGUUUGAGCUGGCAUGCCCCGCAUCGUCACGACGUUGUAGAGGUACCACGGGACGGCAAACGCGGCGCUGGCAUGGGCUGCAGGGUGAUCGACAGCGUAGUGGACGAGCACGGACACGAGCGGGAUCGCGGAAAAGAGAAGUGGAAGGCACCAGUACAUGAAGGGAACGCUCGCCCCCGCCGACGUCUUCUUGAAGUAGACUUGGAGGAGGUGCGACAGCGGGAUGGACAUGAACGUUUGCAUGGCAACAUGCCCAACAAAGUACAGCCCAACGUCGAACCACGUGAACGAUGGCACAAACGUCCAUGGCAGCGCGUACGGCAAGAACGCGAUCGGCGGCAAAUUGAUCAUCAGCGUCGGAAACAUCAUGUCGAUGUUGCGCAUGGCCUGUUGGUGCAUCGCGUGCAGCAGCCGUCCGGACGAGGUAGGCGCCGGAGCAUACACGAAGACGCUGACCAUCAUGCCGACCUGGGACGCCACACUGAGCAUGCCCGCGACGCCCAUGAUUCCAACAAACACCUUGACCUCCACCACCAUCAACGACAGAAAGAACACUCCUUGCAGCACGACACUGAACGUAAAGCACAACCACGACACAAACUGGAUAGCCACAAACGUCACGCCACCUGAAAACGGCUGCCAGAACUUCCAGUUGCCUUCGGACGCGAGAAUGCCGCCCAGACCAUACGUGCUCGUGACGGCGGCAAUGCACAAGAGCAGCGAGCCGAGGGAUGCAUUGGUCGUGUACGCGCCGUCGACGCGUUCGGCACUGAGUGCAAGGAAGAAGGCCGCCACGACCGCCAACAGGUUCAUGUAGUUGUGCAGGAACAGCGGUGCUUUCGACGCCGAUCGAGGGCUGCGCAGCGCUGUCUGGAUCUGCUUUUCCAGGGCCAGUAGCGACGACACGAUGAAGAUCUCGGCCAUCAAGCCCAGGUACGCCACUGGCACAACUGUGCACAUUGCGUAGGCAUUCGCAACGCCCGAGCAAGACGUGUGGACGAGAAGGACCAGGCCAUAGCAGAGCCACCCCGCUGUUUGAUACGCCAUGAAUGUCUUGAGCUCGCCGAUGGCGAACCUGACCCACGCCGUGCUGGAAAUGAGUACGAUAAGGUUGGUGAUGGGGGCAGCAGCCAGCAUCGUCGACGUACAAUAGAGCUUCAUGUCAGAAAACAUGGGAUGCUUUGCAAUGUGUGAGCUGGACAUCGUUGCGAUCUCUGCGUAUACUAGGAGGACGAACGCGGCAAAGACGGCCACGACAAUUGCGAUGACGAGUGCGCGGACAAUGGAGCUUAUGGAGUCGUCCUUCAAGGCUCCCUUCGCGUGGCCUGUCAGGCUGCGGAACGUGCGGAGGCUGAGGUUUGCAUGGCCUUUGGCGGGCAUUGUGGACUGACGGAAGUACCAGAACCAGCGCGAUCGAACAAUUCCUCGUCGUCGUCUUCUCGUU
This is a messenger RNA of Aphanomyces invadans, 4044 nucleotides long. RefSeq lists its product as hypothetical. Gene Ontology annotation, molecular function: antiporter activity. Gene Ontology annotation, cellular component: Golgi apparatus. The record is from RefSeq and is a predicted model, not a curated record. The transcript has 4 exons. The coding region runs from base 103 to 1299 and encodes 398 amino acids. NCBI's taxonomy places the organism in Eukaryota, Oomycota, Saprolegniomycetes, Saprolegniales, Verrucalvaceae.